AUGGGGCUACCAUCACAGUUCGUCAACUGGAUAAGACUGUGCAUCUCAACAGCUUCUUUUUCGGUCUCAGGAGUCAGGCUCACUCAUUUGAGUUUUGCUGACGACAUCCUGGUCUUCACUGACGGUACCAUCGAGUCGGUAAAUGGGGUUAUAGAGGUUCUGAAGGAAUUUGCAGAUAUGUCUACCCUCCAUAUAAAUGCAUCAAAGUCUCAAAUCUUUGUAGCUGGAAGUGAUCAUACGGGCAUGAUUACUGAAGCAGAAUCUUUGGGAAUUGGAGUUGGAAAUCUACCUAUCCGAUACUUAGGUAUGCCUUUAACCACCAAGUCCUUAACAGCUCACGACUAUGAGCAUUGA
This is a messenger RNA of Brassica oleracea var. oleracea, 354 nucleotides long. RefSeq lists its product as uncharacterized. NCBI's taxonomy places the organism in Eukaryota, Viridiplantae, Streptophyta, Magnoliopsida, Brassicales, Brassicaceae. The transcript is spliced from 2 exons. The record is from RefSeq and is a predicted model, not a curated record. The coding region runs from base 1 to 354 and encodes 117 amino acids.